Messenger RNA from Talaromyces rugulosus, 2958 nucleotides. RefSeq lists its product as uncharacterized. Gene Ontology annotation, cellular component: vacuole. NCBI's taxonomy places the organism in Eukaryota, Fungi, Ascomycota, Eurotiomycetes, Eurotiales, Trichocomaceae. The record is from RefSeq and is a predicted model, not a curated record. Gene Ontology annotation, biological process: carbohydrate metabolic process. The coding region runs from base 1 to 2958 and encodes 985 amino acids. Gene Ontology annotation, molecular function: beta-galactosidase activity. The transcript is spliced from 4 exons.
AUGGGCUUCUUCCGUUCCGUCGUAUCUUUCCUCUUCUGGAUCUGGACUCUCGUGCUAGCAACAAACUCCUCUUCUCCGGUCACUUGGGACAAAUACAGUCUGUCGGUCAAUGGCCAGAGGCUGUUCGUCUUUGCUGGAGAGUUUCACUAUCAACGCUUGCCCGUGCCUGAGCUAUGGCUGGACGUUUUCGAGAAAUUAAAGGCCAAUGGCUUUAAUGCCGUUUCUGUGUACUUCUUCUGGAGUUACCAUAGCGCUUCCAAAGACCAUUAUGACUUCGAGACCGGGGCGCACAAUAUCCAACGUUUGUUUGAUUACGCGAAACAAUCCGGAAUCUAUGUCAUUGCCCGCCCAGGACCAUACAGUAAUGGCGAGACUUCUGCAGGAGGAUAUGCUCUUUGGGCCGCAAAUGGCCAGCUCGGGGAAGAGCGCACAAGUGAUCCCCAGUACUAUCAACAAUGGUAUCCCUGGAUGCAAAAACUGGGCAAAAUCAUCGCUGCCAACCAAAUAACCGAGGGUGGGCCAGUGAUUCUUGUUCAGCAUGAGAAUGAACUGCAAGAAACCAGCUAUAGCGCCAACAAUACACUGGUCGUAUACAUGGAGCAGAUUUCGCAGGCUCUCGCUGAUGCUGGCAUUGUGGUACCGAGUACUAGCAAUGAAAAGGGGAUGCGCAGUGUCAGCUGGUCAACAGAUUACAACGAUGUCAGUGGUGCGGUCGAUGUAUACGGCUUGGAUAGCUACCCCGGGGGUUUGUCUUGUACAGAUCCUGAGGCCGGAUUCCAGCUCAUUCGCACUUACUACCAAUGGUUCCAGAACUACUCAUUUACUCAGCCUGAAUACUUGCCUGAAUUUCAAGGCGGCUAUUUUCAACCCUGGGGAGGCUAUUUCUACGAUGACUGCAGCUCGUCUCUUGAACCGGAUUUUGCAGAUGUUUUCUAUAAGAACAAUGUCGGUUCUAGAGUGACUUUGCAGAGUCUGUACAUGGCCUACGGGGGUACAAACUGGGGUUACAGUGCGGCACCAGUAGUAUACACGUCAUAUGACUACGACGCUCCUUUGCGAGAGACUCGAGAAAUUCGAGACAAGCUGAAGCAAACCAAACUUUUAGGUUUAUUCACCCGAGUGUCAUCAGGUCUUUUAGAGACAGACAUGGUUGGAAACGGAACGGACUAUACAAGCGAUUCGAGCAUAUUCACUUGGGCGUUGAGAAACCCACAGACGAAUGCAGGGUUUUAUAUUGUUUCGCAUGAUGAUAGCGCUUCACAGGACACCACCGAGUUUAGUAUCACGGUUGAAACAUCAAAAGGCACUAUCGAUAUUCCGGAUGUUGAAUUAGCUGGUCGUCAAAGCAAAAUUAUUGUCACGGAUUACAAGCUAGGAGAAUCGACACUUCUUUUCAGCUCCGUAGAUGUGCUCACAUAUGCAACUCUUGAUGCUGAUGUCCUUGCACUCUAUCUUAAUAUCGGGCAAGCAGGAAGUUUUGCAUUAUUAGAUACUUCUUCGCUGAAUUUCACAGUACAUGGCGAAUCAAACGUGACAGCUUCUCAGACCAGUCACGGUACUGUAUACACAUACACGCAAGCUGAAGGCAUCUCGGUGGUUCAGUUCUCAAACGGACUGAUAGUAUACCUUCUCGACAAGGUCACGGCAUGGAACUUUUUUGCGCCACCGCAAACAUUGGACCCAAUUGUGAAGCCUGAUCAGCAUAUAUUUGUCAUUGGGCCGUAUCUUGUCAGGGGAGCCUCAUUCAAAGGGAGCAGCAUUGAGAUUGUCGGUGAUAAUGAGAUUACCACAUCUAUCGAGGUAUAUACAGGAAAUUCGUCGGUAACUUCGAUCAAGUGGAACAAAAAGACCAUUGCCACGAAACGCACACCAUACGGCAGUUUAAUCGGUACAGUCCCUGGUACAGAAAACGUCACAACCUCUCUUCCAAAACUCACAUCGUGGAAAUCACACGACGCUAUUCCCGAGAUCGAUCCUGGUUAUGACGAUUCGCGAUGGACAAUUUGCGACAAAAACACGACUGUCAACGCAGUGACCCCAUUGUCUCUUCCAGUUCUUUACUCUGGUGAUUACGGGUAUCACGCAGGACCAAAAAUCUAUCGCGGAAGGUUCAAGACGUUGAAUGCUACUGGGGUAAAUGUCACUGCUCAGAACGGGGUUGCGGCAGGAUGGUCUGCGUGGCUAAACGGUCAAUACGUUGGCGGCUCGCCUGGCAAUUCCAGUCUGGCAACAACGUCUGAUGUUCUAAAAUUCAAUACAAGUUCCCUCAAAACAACACUGAGAGACAGUAACGAAGAUAACGUGCUUACAAUCCUGACCGACUAUACAGGCCACGACGAGGACAACGUCAAGCCAGAAGGCGCACAGAAUCCACGUGGUAUACUUGGCGCAGUUCUGCAGGGCGAGGGUAACUUUUCAUCGUGGAAAAUCCAAGGAAACGCCGGAGGAGAGAAGAAUAUCGAUCCGACUCGUGGCCCCAUGAAUGAAGGCGGUUUGUACGCAGAGCGUAUGGGGUGGCACCUUCCGGGCUUUCAACCUGAUGAUUCCUGGGACACUUCAGCACCCUACGAUGGAGUGUCUGGUGCGUCUGGUAGAUUCUACAUUACAAAUUUCACCUUGGACAUUGACAAUGGCCUGGAUGUGCCGCUCGGCUUAAAGGUCAAUGCAUCUGCCUCUGUCCCCGCAGUGGUGUAUAUAUGGCUGAAUGGGUAUCAAUUCGGUCACUAUCUCCCACAUAUUGGCCCUCAAUCUGUCUUUUCCUUUCAGCCGGGUAUUAUAAAUACACAGAAGAACAGACCAAACACUUUGGGAAUGAGCCUGUGGGCCCUUACAGACAAGGAGGCAAAACUAGAGCAGGUCGAGCUUGUGGCAUAUGGGAAAUACACGUCUGGCUUUGAUUUUGCGCAGGACUGGAGCUAUCUUCAACCAGAGUGGAAAGACCGAAGUGAAUACGCUUGA